GUACAACGGCUAAAAGGUCAAACCGAGCAGUCGACCUCAAGGAACACACAUAACAUCGUCAGGCCGUCAAUACAAGUAUAACCUUUGGACAUAAACAACGAGCUAUCGCAAAGCGCUCGAGUGUGAGCCAUGGGACUCGUACUGUCUCGUAUACUAAAACUCUUCUCAGGAAACCAAAAAGUGCGAAUUCUUAUGCUAGGUCUGGACGCGGCCGGAAAAACAACAAUUCUGUACAAACUUAAGCUCAAAGAGACCGUGAAUACUGUUCCGACGGUGGCAUUUAAUGUAGAGACUAUUUCCCCGUGCAAGAAUAUUACUUUCUCUGUUUGGGACAUCGGAGGACAAGAUAAAAUUCGACGUUUAUGGAGGCAUUAUUUCCAGGGUGCGGAAGGAAUCAUUUUUGUGGUUGACAGUGCGGAUAAAGAAAGGAUAUUCGAGGUUAGAGAGGAACUAACUCGAGUUUUACAACACAGUGAACUAAACGGCGUCCCUGUUGUUGUUGUGGCGAAUAAACAGGAUUUGCUGGGGGCAAUUGGACCGGAUAAAAUGGCCGAAGAACUGUCUCUUUAUAAGCACACAAAGAAUCCUUGGCGGGUCCAGGGAACAUGUGCCACCGCAGGAGAUGGCUUGUACGAGGCGAUGGAAGCACUCGCGAAAAUGGUAAAGGCUUAUCAAGGCAGGCGCAUUAGAUAGACUUAUAGCUUGCGCAGAAGUGUCUGCUUUAUUGUUUACAAGGGCAAAUAACACAAUACGGAUAUAGUGGACAGAUUUGAAUGAUUAUGGACUUGGACUCUGCGCGUGAGCUGGAUUCACGCAAAUGCGAUUAUUUCUGAGUUUUUAAACCAGUUGAUUGUUAGCGCCGGCAAAUAUUAACCCCGUGAGGUCAUGUUUACCUCGAGAAUUUCACGAUAUAUUAGUUCAGGACCGAUAUCGCGUGAUAUGCGAAAUAUUAUUUCGAAUAUAUCAUAUAUUGUAUAUUUGUAAUUACUGGAACUGUCUUUUGCAGAUAUAAUAAUUUUAGUGUGUUAUUCUUUUCGAUUAACGGCUUUUAAAAAGCCAUAUUUUAAGUAAUCAUUACCGUUUACUUAUUUUGUUUGCUGUACAAUACAUCUCCAUUAAGGCGUGACGCGACUUAUGUCCGCACCCCUUUACGUAGGGUUGCGUGACGAGGACAAAAAAGCGACCGAACAGUUGAUCGGACACCAGAUUUUUACGCGGCCGAAGAAAGAAAUCGCUUUAAGAACCUUUAUGAUAUCUGACGAAAUUCCGCUAAAACGAAAAGGAAAACAAUUAGUUACCUUAUUCCUUCAGAUAUCAUCGGUUCCAGUGUUUUCCCUUCCUAAAGGACUUAUGAUGCACAAGAAUUGUUUGAACAAAUUUUGACGUACUUGAUUGCGAAUUCUUAAUGCUAUAAAACCUGUCAAAGGUGGUUUUCAGGUCCAAAGAUUACUGAUACUGUAGCAAGUUCUGAGGGUACUUAUCUGAUAGUGAAUGUAAACAAUGAAAAAAAGAAAAUUUAAGGACAUGGCCGAGAACCGAACCUCA
This is a messenger RNA of Nematostella vectensis (starlet sea anemone), 1545 nucleotides long. Its product is annotated as ADP-ribosylation factor. Bases 130 to 693 code for a protein of 187 amino acids. Gene Ontology annotation, biological process: vesicle-mediated transport; intracellular protein transport. Gene Ontology annotation, cellular component: cytoplasm. The record is from RefSeq and is a predicted model, not a curated record. The transcript has a single exon. Lineage: Eukaryota; Metazoa; Cnidaria; Anthozoa; Actiniaria; Edwardsiidae. Gene Ontology annotation, molecular function: GTP binding; GTPase activity.